GUGCAAUGGAGCUGCUACUGCUGAGGCUAGGCCACCAUCUCAUGCUUCUGUGAAGACCUGUAGGGAGCCCGCAGGGGCUCAGAGACCACCCCCCCCCCAGAUUCUUUGGAUAUUUUUUUAAAGAGCCAUCCUUACAUUCCCUCAAGAUGACAAACAGUUCUACCUUCUGCCCAGUUUACACAGAUCUGGAGCCAUUCACCUAUUUUUUUUAUUUGGUUUUCCUUGUUGGAAUUAUUGGGAGUGGUUUUGCAACCUGGGCUUUCAUACAGGACAAGACAAACCACAGGUGUGUGAGCAUAUACUUAAUUAACCUGCUUACAGCCGACUUCCUGCUCACUCUGGCGCUACCAGUGAAAAUCGUGGUUGACUUGGGUGUGGCGCCCUGGAAGCUGAAGAUAUUCCACUGCCAAGUGACAGCCUGCCUCAUCUACAUUAACAUGUACUUAUCAAUUAUCUUCCUAGCAUUUGUCAGUAUUGACCGCUGUCUUCAGUUGACAUACAGCUCUAAGAUUUAUCGGAUACAAGAACCUGGAUUUGCCAAAAUGAUAUCGACCGUGGUGUGGCUAAUGAUCCUUCUUAUAAUGGUGCCCAACAUGAUAAUUCCCAUCAAAGACAUUGAGGAGAAGCCAAAUGUGGGAUGCAUGGAAUUCAAAAAGGAGUUUGGCAAAAAUUGGCAUUUGCUGACAAAUUUCAUAAGUGUAGCAAUCUUUUUAAAUUUCUCAGCCAUCAUUUUAAUAUCUAACUGCCUUGUAAUUCGACAACUCUACAGAAACAAAGAUAGUGAAAAUUAUCCAUACGUGAAAAGGACCCUCAUCAACAUACUUUUAGUGACCACAGGCUACAUCAUAUGCUUUGUCCCGUACCACAUCGUACGAAUCCCAUACACCCUCAGCCAGACAGAGGUAAUAACUGACUGCCCAACCAGGAUCUCACUCUUCAAAGCGAAAGAGGCCACACUGCUCCUGGCGGUGUCAAACCUGUGUUUUGAUCCUAUCCUGUACUACCAUCUCUCAAAAGCAUUUCGUUUAAAAGUCACCAAGACUUUUGCUUCACAUAAGGAGACCAAGACUCCAAAAGAAAAAUCAAGUGGUGAAAGCAGUGCAUAAAAUAGGGGCUUUUUCAUGCUACCACUUUCUGCCUCAUUGACAUUCUGCAUUGAGAAGAAUUAUUUUCUGAAGCUUGAACCCAAGAUAAUUCCUGUGUACAACUUCAAUAUUCCUGGAGUUUGAAGGAAAUAAUAAAUGAGAAAAUGCACAAGAGAAAAUGCCUAUUACACUUCUAACAUGGUAAGUACUGGGCAAAUUCUAGUAAGCUAGUGGUAAUGACAGAAGCCCUGCACGGCAUCACCCAUCUGACAUAGGUGUAAGGGACAAAGUUACGUUACAGGCUGGUAGAAUGCUGAUGCACUAGAACUUGUCCUUGUCAAUGGUCUAAAAACAUGUUUUAAUUGAUAGGCAGAUCAAGACAUCAUUCAAACAGGCAAACAUACAAGUACUAGUUUUUUUUUCCCUGAAUCUUUUAGUCAAGUUCCCAGUAGUCUUCUCUCCUCGGUCUUCACUCACUAGGGCCAUAUCUUUUAAGAUCAGGAGCAGAAGCGGGGAGGCGCACAAUUUUUUUUCCAAGCAUAUUCUUAUAGUCUCCUCACAAGCAUGAUAAGUUAGUCAAACUUUCCCUUUGUAUUAAGAAAGAACCAGACUCUGUAUCACAUUCCUAAUGUCAAUGUUGUAUUAGCAUAUACGUUCAAUUCCCCCUUACUCAUGAAGAACACAGUACAGGGAGGUCUAGGGCAACUGGUGAUGGAAGGCUAUUAAUAAACUGUCUCCAACAUCAAUUUUUUAGCAGUUCUUUUAUGACUGUAUUACAGUUGAGUUUUAUCAUGAUCCAUCAUAAGAGACUUAAUCACUAGAAAUCAUUCAUGCUUCUUCCUCUAAAGAAGUGGACAGUCUGUAGAAUGCUACAUGGUGGAAAUGACUGUGCAACCAAGGAUUAUAUGAAUAAGAGAAUAAAGAUACCCACGUUUGGGUGGUACCCUCCAUACCCAGAUGCAUGGAUGAGGGAGACCAGCAAAGUUCUGCUUACCCAAGAGAGAAACACAGAAUUCUCAACCAGUUUCAGCCAUUUUCAUCAUUUUGCUAUAUUUGCUCUAUUAUCCAAAUUUUUAUUUUGGAAUACUUUAAGAUUUAUAGAAAAGGUACAAAGAUGAUACAGAAAGUUUCCCCUUUCACCCAGGGGGUGCCCUAAGGUUAAUUCCUUGUGUAACCAUGUAACAUUUGUCAAAAGGAGGAAUCAACACUGGUUCAUUAACUGUUAAUAAAACUCCAGACUUCAAUAUCCUGCCUAACCCCACUCCUGACUCCCAACUAUUUUAAAGCAAAUCCCAGGCAUUGUAAUACUUCAUCCAUAAACUCUUCAGGACUGUGAUUAUUGCAUUAUGUUGAAAAUGAGUAAUGUGUACAGGUAACAGCUAAAAAAUGUAUUCAGCCAGUGAUGUGCAAGAAAGAAUUGGGGAAACUUUUGACAAAGCUCUGGACAGAAAAAUUGCAAUAAAAAAUAUAUCGGUGUGGUGAAUGUGAAU
Molecule: messenger RNA, 2575 nt
Organism: Suricata suricatta (meerkat)
Lineage: Eukaryota; Metazoa; Chordata; Mammalia; Carnivora; Herpestidae
Gene: GPR171
Product: G protein-coupled receptor 171
Exons: 3
Coding region: 147-1106 (319 amino acids)
Biological process (GO): G protein-coupled receptor signaling pathway
Cellular component (GO): membrane
Molecular function (GO): G protein-coupled purinergic nucleotide receptor activity
Source: RefSeq, a predicted model, not a curated record